Molecule: messenger RNA, 475 nt
Organism: Amyelois transitella
Lineage: Eukaryota; Metazoa; Arthropoda; Insecta; Lepidoptera; Pyralidae
Exons: 4
Coding region: 83-403 (106 amino acids)
Source: RefSeq, a predicted model, not a curated record
AUAUAAAAUAGUUGGAAUCUUUUCACAGAUCAUAUCAUCGUCGGCUUGUCUUUGCAUCUGUACGGAAAUAUUUUUUCUCAAAAUGACCAAAUUCGCCGUUUUUGUUGUCCUCGCUGCUUUCAUCUGUGCUUCUAGCGUACACGUGUUUGCACAAGAAUUUAACAACGCUUUCCCGGACUCGGAAAAGCAAUGGACACCAGAUUUCCCAACAAUGAAACCGUUAGAUGCCCAAGACAUCAUAAACUUACGUCCUGACGACAACAACACUAAGGUCGAAGGCGAGUCCCACAAAUCUUCGAGCAGUAUGAAAGUCGUAAAUGGAAAAGUAGUUGAAGAUACAGCAGAAACACAAGAUAUCGUCAACAAAAACGGGAAUGUUACGGAAACUGAGACCAGUAACUAAUAAAAACAAGGCUGACGUGCGCUAUUUAAACAGGAGAUUCCACAAGUGCUAUGAAUAGAUUAAUAUUAUGAA